Alternaria atra is the source of this 1254-nucleotide messenger RNA. RefSeq lists its product as uncharacterized. The coding region runs from base 1 to 1254 and encodes 417 amino acids. The record is from RefSeq and is a predicted model, not a curated record. NCBI's taxonomy places the organism in Eukaryota, Fungi, Ascomycota, Dothideomycetes, Pleosporales, Pleosporaceae. Gene Ontology annotation, biological process: polysaccharide biosynthetic process. Gene Ontology annotation, molecular function: NAD binding; oxidoreductase activity, acting on the CH-CH group of donors, NAD or NADP as acceptor; oxidoreductase activity, acting on the CH-OH group of donors, NAD or NADP as acceptor. The transcript has 2 exons.
AUGAUUUCACUAGCCUUCACAGCAUCUCAAAGCACGACAGAUUUUCCUACCUCCUCCUCGAACAAGUACGAUAAACCCCCAAUUGUCGCAAUCGUUGGGGUAGGAUAUGUUGGAGAACAUCUUAUGGAAGCCUUCUCUUCCGCUUUCCAAAUCAUUGGCUACGAUGUAUCGGCUUCACGUAUAGAGAUGCUACGUUUGAAGCACUCUCGAAAACGACAUGUCAAGUUCUCAAACGACGAGAAAGACUUGGAAAACGCGUCACAUUUUCUCGUCUGCGUACCGACUACGGUGGGAUUGGACGGCAAAGUUGAUUCCUCGCAUGUUCGCAGCGCAAUAGCAGUGCUCCGAAACUACGUGAACGAUGAAUCCAUAGUGGUAAUCGAGAGUACGGUUGCGGUCGGGAUGACAAGGCAGCUCCUUGGCCCGCUAGCUGCAUCGUGCGGUAUCCUGGCUGGGAUGUCUCCAGAGAGAGUUGACCCCGGCCGCGUUGAACCUCCACCUAGAUCUAUACCCAAAGUCGUUUCUGGACUCGAUGACAUCGUCCCAGGCUCCUUGGAUGCUAUCAAACUAUUGUACGAGAGGGUGUUCGAUACUGUUAUACCGGUCAGCAAACCCGAGGUGGCAGAGAUGUCAAAGCUGUACGAGAACUGCCAGAGGACGAUAGCCAUUGCUUACGCAAACGAGAUGGCAGACGCCUGCCAAGGAUUAGGAAUCGAUCCUUUCGAAGUAGCACACACAGCCGCCAGCAAACCUUUCGGAUAUCUGCCUAUGUACCCCUCACUAGGCAUUGGAGGUCAUUGUAUUCCCGUCAACCCGGUAUACUUCAUGUCAACUUGCAAUUUGCCACUUCUCCAGCAAGCCCACGAACGAACAAUGUCGCGUCCUUCACGCAUCGCCAGUCAGCUUCUCACAUCACUACUAGAAGAAACCCAUCGAAAGCAUGGUGCAACACACCGACCAAAUCUCCUCGUGGUCGGAGUCGGAUUUAAGCCUGGCCAAUCGGAUCUAUCCAAUUCGCCCGGCUUGCAAUUACUCAACUACAUGCGCCAGUCUGGCGAAGUGGACCUCAUGUUUUGCGAUCCCUUGGUAGAUCAAGGGGCUAUACCUGAGGUACCAAGACUAGAACAAAGCCUGUGGAAGACGGACGUUUUGAAGACAUUUGACGCGAUUGUGGUAGCUGCGAAACAACCCGGCCUUGACUAUAGAAUUCUAGAUACUCUGUUAGAUGUGCGGGUUGAUGUCUGGAACCGAUAA